UUCAACCACCAUACCAGCAGGCUUGUUCUAUUACUUAAAUGUGCAACUAAACACAAUAGCACAACUUUCUCUCUGAACCUAACCACAAAACUCAAAACCAUUAUUGAAAAAGGAAAACUUAACAAAGAAGGAUUGAAAUGAAAGUCGGGCGAAGCAGUCCAAGUCUUUUUUAAACACCCCUCCCCUUACUUAUUUUCCCAUCGAAGAAAAUAAAAUGGAUAUUACAAGGAUAUUGCCUGAAGAGUGCCUGUGUUUGAUCAUAUCGUUGACUUCGCCUGUAGAUGCAUGUGGAUCGGCUAUGGUUUCUCACGCUUUGAGAUCGGUUGCAGACUGUGAUGCAGUGUGGGAAAAGUUUCUGCCGUGUGAUUACAAGUCCAUCAUAUCGGGAUCGUCGUCGUCGUUGCUUUCGCCGGGGAAAAGAAGGAUCUAUAUUUUCAUCUCUGUUUCCAUCCCAUUCUCAUUCAAAAUGGUACCAUGGUUCUCAGAAGUUGCCGAGCUCAAACUUGUGUGGUGGCUCGAGGUGAAGGGGAUGAUUGACAUCAGAAUCUUAUCUUACAAUACAAACUAUGCAGCAUACCUUGUGUUUAAGCUUAGAAACAAGCGUACAAUUGAGUUUAGGCAUAGAGCCGUUGGCUUGCAUAUCAAUGUCGGCGGAAUCACCUCAUGGGAAGUGCGGAGGGUGUCGUUAGACCCUUCACAAAAUGGGACCCAACAUGUUCGAGAGAGAGAAGAUGGGUGGAUGGAGGUUGAAAUGGGCGAGUUUUUUAAUGAAUUUGGUGAUGAUGGAACUGUACAGCUUAGUCUUAGGGAGAUUGAUACAAGUUGCUAUAAGCAAGGCCUCAUUAUUGAAGGAAUUGAGCUACGGCCUAAAGAUACUGGUAGCUAGGUAGACUUUGGAUUAGGGUUUGGUAAGCUCUACGGCCUAAAGAUACUGGUAGCUAGGUAGACUCUAGAUUAGGGUUUGAUAAGCUCACCUUAUUUGAAGUGAUUCACAAUUUCAUCUAACUCGUAUGAAUGAUAUUUUAAAAUUUUCAA
Messenger RNA from Gossypium raimondii (Peruvian cotton), 1035 nucleotides. RefSeq names its product putative F-box protein PP2-B12. Gene Ontology annotation, molecular function: protein binding. The record is from RefSeq and is a predicted model, not a curated record. The coding region runs from base 215 to 886 and encodes 223 amino acids. The transcript is spliced from 2 exons. NCBI's taxonomy places the organism in Eukaryota, Viridiplantae, Streptophyta, Magnoliopsida, Malvales, Malvaceae.